Messenger RNA from Pangasianodon hypophthalmus (striped catfish), 2442 nucleotides. RefSeq names its product heterogeneous nuclear ribonucleoprotein M (gene hnrnpm). Bases 379 to 2220 code for a protein of 613 amino acids. Gene Ontology annotation, biological process: regulation of mRNA stability involved in response to oxidative stress; alternative mRNA splicing, via spliceosome. Gene Ontology annotation, molecular function: mRNA binding. NCBI's taxonomy places the organism in Eukaryota, Metazoa, Chordata, Actinopteri, Siluriformes, Pangasiidae. The transcript is spliced from 12 exons. The record is from RefSeq and is a predicted model, not a curated record. Gene Ontology annotation, cellular component: cytoplasm; post-mRNA release spliceosomal complex; nucleus.
CUGACUGUGGUUCAGAGUGGAGCCACAGGGGGUGGUUUCUCAGCUCCAUGAUAAUUCUGGCUCGUUUGCUUUCAGUCCCACUGUGGGCCGCAUUCUGAACUUUUAUUUAUUUUUUUAAUCUCACUGAGGACUGAAAGAUGUGAGUGGUGUUCAAUAGAUAAUGAUGGUUAAUAUGGCUUCAGUGAGUCUUAACAGUGAAAUAACAGCUACUCCCUUCAAAUGGAGUUUAGGGAAGGAACAUUUUUGUUCUGGUUGUCAAUUGUUAAAAUUUGUUUUAAGCUUCUGUGUUUGUGUUCAUUAAGUGGAAUCAAAUCAAGUUCUGCAACUUUAAAUUGGAAAAGAACACCACAAAACAAUGUAAAAUGAAUUAUAGCAUUAAUGCAAUUUUAUUGGGUUUUUUUGUAUACAAGCAAGAAUGUAUUGAUAUGUUGUAUCAAGUAUAUUGAUAUGCUGUAUCACUGUUGUCUAAUUGUUGCCUAUUGUCUGUUUUGUGCUCCUCUUGCCCAUGCUGAUGCUCCAUAUGAUCCAAAGGGUUGUGCGGUGGUUGAGUUUAGAACCGAAGAACUAAUGAAGAAGGCUGUGGAUAAAGUCAAUAAAUACAACAUGAAUGGACGUCCUUUGAAAGUGAAAGAGGAUCCAGAUGGAGUGAUUGCCCAGCGUGAAGCCCACAGGGUUCAGGGUGGUGGUGGAGGGCCUCCUGGUGGUAUGGGUGGAGGAAUGGGUGGUGGAAUGGGUAUGGGACCCGGACCUGGUGCUCCCCCCAUGGUCAACAUCCCGCCAAGUCUCAUGAACAAUCCAAACAUUCCUAAUGAGAUCAUCCAUGGCCUUCAAGCUGGCAAGAUAGGAAGCACAGUUUUUGUGGCAAAUCUUGAUUAUAAGGUGGGCUGGAAGAAGCUGAAAGAGGUGUUCAGCAUGGCUGGGGUGGUCGUCCGCACUGACAUCCUAGAGGACAAAGAUGGCAAGAGCAGGGGCAUGGGAACAGUCACCUUUGAAAUGCCAAUUGAAGCUGUGCAAGCAGUCUCCAUGUUCAAUGGCCAGCUCCUGUUCAAUCGAACCAUGCAUGUUAAGCUGGAUGAGAAAUCUAUGCCUAAGGGUGACUUUGCACCCCCUGAGAGACCACCUGCACUGCCUCGUGGUCUGAGUGGUAUUGGUCUGGGAUUGGGGCCCGGUGGACAACCCAUUGAUGCUGCACAGCUGAACCGUGGUGGAGGGAUGAGCAACAUGGGGCCUGGAGGAAUGGAUAAUUUUGGAGGUGGAAUAAACAACAUGGAUCGUUUUGGCCCUUCUGGAAUGGGGAGGAUGAAUGACAUGGAUCGUGGAAUUGGGGCUGCCUUUGACAGAGAAUUUGGUGGCCGUAAUGAGAUGGGCAUGUCCCGCAAUAACUUCGGAGACUCUUUUGACAGAGGAAUGGGUAACUCCAUGGCAAUGGAUCGCAUGAGUGCUGGGAUGGACCGACUUGGUGCCAACAUGGAUCGCAUGGGCAGCCUGGACAGAAUGGGGAUGGAUCGCAUGGACCGUGUGUCUGACCUGGACAGGAUGGGUUCUGGCUUUGAUCGUAUGGGCUCAGGCAUGGAUCGACUGGGACCCAGCAUGGACAGGCUGGGAUCUGGCCUGGACCGUAUGAGCUCUGGCAUGGACCGCCUGGGUCCGUCCAGUUUUGAUCGCCUAGGCCCAUCCAGCCUGGAGCGCAUGAGUGCAGGCAUGGAUUUUGCCUCACCAAUGGGCAUGGACAGAAUGAAUGCUGGUCUCGACCGCAUGGGGUCCAACUUUGAGCGCAUGGGCUCGGGUGGGUUGGACCGUUUCCCAGCCCCAGGAAUGGACCGUGUGGGUUCCAGCAUUGACCGAAUGGACCGCAUGGACCGCAUGGGCUCUGGUGUGGGAGGACAGUUUGAUCGAGGUGCAGAUAUGGACCGCGGUAACUUUGGCAGCUUCAGCUCAGCGGGGCAAGGAGGUCCAGGAGCUGGAGCCAAUGCCAGAAAGGGCUGCCAGAUCUUUGUCAGAAAUCUGCCAUUUGAUUUUACCUGGAAGAUGCUGAAGGAUGCCUUCAAUUCAUGUGGUAUGGUGCAGUAUGCUGAUAUCAAGAUGGAGAAUGGCAAGUCCAAGGGUUGUGGUGUGGUUCGCUUCGACAGUCCUGAAACAGCAGAGCGCGCUUGCCGCACUAUGAAUGGUUAUCGACUGAAUGGCAGAGAGAUUGACGUGAGGAUCGACAGAAACGCAUAAUCCACCAGCGAUCCUGCCCCUGUCUACUUUCUCCAUUUCAAUACAGAGCUUUCCAUGUUUUUGUUUAUUACAUUUCUACUAGUGCAAAAUUGGUGCAGUUUUAGUUUCUGCUUGCUUAAGUUUUUAGAGACCAAUUUUCAUUUUUCUUACCCUCCCCUCUUUUUAAUCCUUAUGCUAGAAAUGACCUUUGGUAAAGGUUUGACAAUAAAUCUCGAAUGUUAA